UCUCUUCUAUCAUUUCUAACAUUUCUUUAUCUAUCCAAAAAAUUGGCGGUGAUAUAGAAGGGAAAUGGAUCCUCUCCAUUUUUUUUUGUUAUUGGAGAGAAUAAAGUGUAAUCUCCCACCUUUAAUUCUACAAGUGGACCAGAAAUAAAUGUGAGAGAGAAUGCAAUGAAAGAUGAGAUCUUUCAUUGAAUACCAUCCAGUUUUUUUUCCACUGGAAAGGAUCCACUCCCUUAUAAAAGUAAUCUAGAGAGAAUAUAUAUAGCAUCAUUUCAUACCAUCCCUACUUAUUGGACGACAUAGCUUAUUGGGAAGGGAGAGGAAUUAAUUAACAUGGUGGUCACUAAUAACCAGGAAGAUGGAGGAUAUGAUAGGUUCAAGGAGUUAAAGCUUCUUGAUGAAACAAAAGAAGGUGUGAAGGGUCUUGUUGAUGCUGGUUUGACUAAACUUCCAAAGAUCUUCAUUCACGACAACCUUACCACUUGUUCCUCUCAUCAUGUCGGUGCUAAUAUUCCAGUCAUUGACUUGGGAUCACUGCAUGAACAAGGUAACUCAUUAUCAAGGCAUGAGAUCGUUGAGAAAGUGAAAGAUGCAUGUGAGAAAUGGGGGUUCUUUCAGGUGGUCAACCAUGACAUUCCAAAGAGUGUAUUGGAUGAAAUGCUUGAUGGAGUGGGUAGAUUUCAUGAGCAGGAUUCUGAAGCAAAGAAAGAAUUCUAUUCACGUGAUAUAUCAAAAAGAGUGUAUUUUCUGACCAACUUUGAUUUGUAUACAGCUCCAUCAACUAAUUGGAGGGACACUCUUCAUUGUGCAUUAUCCCCUGCCCCUUUUGAUCCCAACCAACUUCCCUCUGUUUGCAGAGAUAUAAUGAUGGAGUACUCAAACAAUGUGAAGAGAUUGGGACUAACUCUGUUUGAGUUGCUAUCCGAAGCAUUAGGCCUUAAGCCUAGUUACUUUAAGGAUAUAGAUUGUGCAGAAGGGCUUUUCAUGCUUGCCCAUUAUUUCCCAUCUUGCCCUCAGCCAGAACUCACCUUAGGGUCAAGUGGCCACUGGGAUUGCAGCUUCCUUACAGUUCUUCUUCAAGAUCAAGUUGGUGGCCUUCAAAUCUUUCAUGAAAACCAGUGGAUCGAUAUCAAACCUGUCCCUGGUGCUUUGAUCAUCAAUGUGGGUGAUAUGAUGCAGCUGAUCACAAAUAAUAAAUUUGUGAGCUCUAAACAUAGAGUUUUGGCUCCUAAAAUAGGUCCACGAGUUUCAGUAGCAUGUUUCUUCAGACAAGAUCAUCCACCCGAGACUUUUAAGGUGUAUGGACCAAUAAAAGAGUUGUUGACCGAAGAAAAUCCUCCAAUCUACAAAAAUAUCACAGUAAAUGACUUGAUUACAUACCAAGAUUCCAUAGGGCUAAACGGUGUUUCAGCACUAGAACAUUUCAAGUUGUAAACUAUUAAGAAUUUGAGUAGAAAAUACAAUAGGCUGAUGCAAGUUAUGCAAAUCUGGUUUGGAGUGUGUUAAAGUGAUGAGAGAUUCUA
Messenger RNA from Arachis ipaensis, 1520 nucleotides. Its product is annotated as 1-aminocyclopropane-1-carboxylate oxidase homolog 1-like. The record is from RefSeq and is a predicted model, not a curated record. NCBI's taxonomy places the organism in Eukaryota, Viridiplantae, Streptophyta, Magnoliopsida, Fabales, Fabaceae.